Molecule: messenger RNA, 14151 nt
Organism: Rana temporaria (common frog)
Lineage: Eukaryota; Metazoa; Chordata; Amphibia; Anura; Ranidae
Gene: DYNC1H1
Product: dynein cytoplasmic 1 heavy chain 1
Exons: 78
Coding region: 45-13991 (4648 amino acids)
Biological process (GO): microtubule-based movement
Cellular component (GO): dynein complex
Molecular function (GO): ATP hydrolysis activity; minus-end-directed microtubule motor activity; ATP binding
Source: RefSeq, a predicted model, not a curated record
UUCCUGUCACUCUCCCGGAGAUCGGCGUACUGAUCGGAUCGGAGAUGGCGGACCCGGGCGGAGUGUCGGAGGACAGUACGGCGGGAGGGAAUGUGGAGGUGUCGGCGGUACAGAACGUAGCGGACCCCUCGGUGUUACAGAAAUAUAUCCGGAAGUUGGUGCCGCUCCUGUUGGAGGAUGGAGGGGAGGCGCCGGCCGCUCUGGAGUCCGCGCUGGAGGAGAAAAGCGCCAUGGAGGAGAUGAGGAAAUUCCUCUCAGAACCGCAAAUACACACCGUGCUGGUGGAGAGGAGCACACUGAAGGAGGAUGUUGGGGAUGAAGGAGAGGAGGAGAGGGAAUUCAUCUCGUACAACGUCAGCAUUGAUAUUCACUACGGACUGAAAUCCAACAGUUUGGCGUUCAUUAAACGCACGCCCGUUAUUGAUGCCGACAAACCGAUCUCGUCCCAGCUGCGGGUGCUGACGCUCAGCGAGGAUUCUCCGUACGAGACUUUACACUCCUUCAUCAGCAACGCCGUCGCACCUUUCUUCAAGUCUUACAUCCGAGAAUCUGGGAAAGCCGACAGGGAUGGAGACAAAAUGGCGCCUUCGGUUGAGAAGAAGAUCGCGGAGCUGGAAAUGGGUCUUCUGCACUUGCAGCAGAACAUUGAGAUCCCAGAAAUCAGUCUUCUCAUCCAUCCCAUCAUCACCAAUGUAGCCAAGCAGUGCUACGAGAGAGGAGAAAAACCCAAAGUUACCGAUUUCGGAGACAAAGUAGAAGACCCGACGUACCUCAAUCAGCUGCAAUCCGGGGUCAACCGAUGGAUUCGCGAGAUUCAGAAGGUAACAAAACUAGACCGCGAUCCUGCGUCUGGCACAGCCUUGCAGGAGAUCAGUUUCUGGCUAAACCUGGAGAGGGCGCUCUACCGCAUCCAGGAAAAGCGCGAGAGCCCCGAGGUUCUUCUGACGUUGGACAUCUUGAAGCACGGCAAGCGAUUCCAUGCCACGGUCAGCUUUGACACCGACACCGGUCUCAAGCAAGCCUUGGAAACGGUGAAUGACUACAACCCUCUCAUGAAGGACUUCCCUUUGAAUGACCUGUUGUCAGCCACCGAACUGGACAAAAUACGGCAGGCUCUGGUCGCCAUCUUUACCCACCUUCGAAAAAUCCGCAACACCAAGUAUCCCAUCCAGAGGGCCCUGCGGCUGGUGGAAGCCAUCUCCCGAGACCUCAGUUCUCAGCUGCUGAAGGUUCUGGGCACCAGGAAACUCAUGCAUGUGGCUUAUGAGGAGUUUGAGAAGGUCAUGGUCGCCUGCUUUGAGGUUUUCCAAACCUGGGACGACGAGUACGAGAAGCUUCAGGUUCUUCUGAGGGAUAUCGUUAAAAGAAAACGUGAGGAGAAUUUGAAGAUGGUUUGGAGGAUUAAUCCCGCCCACAGGAAGCUCCAGUCCCGCCUGGACCAGAUGAGGAAGUUUCGGCGGCAGCAUGAACAGCUGAGAGCCGUCAUUGUGCGGGUCCUCCGACCUCAGGUCACAGCGGUGGCUCAGCAGAACCAGGGGGACGUACCUGAACCCCAGGACUUGAAGGUGGCGGAAGUCUUAUUUGAUGCCGCAGAUGCCAACGCCAUCGAGGAGGUCAACCUUGCCUACGAGAACGUAAAGGAAGUUGAUGGCUUGGAUGUCUCAAAAGAAGGCACGGAGGCGUGGGAAGCGGCGCUGAAAAGAUACGAUGAAAGGAUAGACCGAGUGGAGACCAGAAUCACCGCCCGUCUCCGAGAUCAACUCGGCACGGCCAAGAACGCCAACGAGAUGUUCAGGAUCUUCUCCCGUUUCAACGCUCUGUUUGUUAGACCUCACAUUAGGGGAGCGAUCCGCGAGUACCAAACGCAGCUCAUCCAGCGGGUGAAGGACGACAUCGAAUCCCUUCAUGACAAGUUCAAAGUACAAUAUCCACAAAGCCAAGCGUGUAAGAUGAGCCACGUACGAGACCUCCCGCCCGUCUCCGGCUCCAUCAUCUGGGCCAAGCAGAUAGACCGGCAGCUCACCGCCUACAUGAAGCGAGUGGAAGACGUCCUCGGCAAAGGCUGGGAAAACCACGUGGAAGGGCAGAAACUGAAACAAGAUGGGGACAGCUUCCGCAUGAAACUCAACACCCAGGAAAUAUUCGAUGACUGGGCGAGGAAGGUUCAGCAGCGUAAUCUCGGGGUGUCCGGGCGCAUCUUCACCAUUGAAAGCACACGCGCCAGAGGGAGGACCGGGAACGUGCUCAAGCUGAAGGUCAACUUCCUGCCAGAAAUCAUAACCCUCUCCAAAGAGGUCCGCAACCUCAAAUGGCUCGGGUUCCGCGUCCCAUUGGCCAUCGUCAACAAAGCCCACCAGGCCAAUCAGCUGUACCCGUUUGCGAUUUCCCUUAUUGAGAGCGUCCGUACCUACGAGCGCACUUGUGAGAAAGUGGAGGAGCGCAAUACCAUCAUCUUGCUGGUCGCAGGUCUAAAGAAGGAGGUCCAGGCUCUGAUAGCAGAAGGAAUCGCUCUGGUUUGGGAGUCGUACAAACUGGAUCCUUAUGUCCAACGCUUGGCUGAAACCGUCUUCAACUUCCAAGAAAAGGUGGACGAUCUACUCAUCAUCGAGGAGAAAAUUGACUUGGAAGUUCGGUCUCUGGAGACUUGUCUGUACGACAACAAAACCUUCUCCGAGAUCCUGAACAGAGUCCAGAAGGCGGUGGAUGAUUUGAACCUUCACUCUUAUUCCAACCUUUCCAUCUGGGUCAACAAGCUGGAUAUGGAGAUUGAAAGAAUCCUGGGAGUGCGUCUUCAGGCCGGUUUGAAAUCGUGGACACAAGUCCUCCUGGGUCAGUUCGAUGAUAAAGCCGACGUGGACAUGGACACGGACGCUCCUCAGGCCAGCCACAAACCAGGCGGAGAGCCCAAAAUCAAGAACAUUGUCCAUGAACUCCGCAUCACCAAUCAGGUCAUCUAUCUGAAUCCACCGAUUGAAGAUUGCAGGUAUAAGCUGUACCAGGAAUUGUUCAACUGGGAAACCCACGUUCUGGCCCUCCCCCGAAUCCAGAGUCAGAGAUAUCAGGUGGGCGUCCAUUAUGAGCUGUCAGAAGAGGAAAAGUACUACAGGAACGCCCUGACUCGUAUGCCAGACGGUCAGUUUGGAUUGGAUGAAGCGUACAGCGCUAUUAUGGGUAUUGUGACCGAGGUGGAGCAGUAUGUCAAGGUGUGGCUGCAGUACCAGUGCUUGUGGGACAUGCAAGCCGAAAACAUUUACAACCGUCUGGAAGAAGAUCUGAAUAAGUGGCAGGCGCUGCUGGUGCAGAUCCGGAAGGCCCGAGGGACGUUUGACAACGCCGAGACCAGGAAAGAGUUUGGACCCAUCAUCAUUGACUAUGGAAAGGUCCAAUCUAAAGUCAACCUGAAAUACGAUUCUUGGCACAAAGAGGUCCUCAGCAAGUUCGGACAGAUGCUCGGGCAGAACAUGACCGAAUUUCAUUCACAGAUUUCCAAGUCCCGUCAAGAGCUGGAGCAACAUUCAGUGGAUACCGCCAGCACGUCCGACGCAGUGACCUUCAUCACUUAUGUCCAAUCUCUGAAACGCAAGAUCAAGCAGUUUGAAAAACAAGUUGAUCUGUACAGGAAUGGACAGCGUUUGCUGGAGAAGCAGCGCUUCCAGUUCCCCUCCUCCUGGCUUUACAUCGACAACAUUGAGGGUGAAUGGGGCGCGUUCAAUGACAUCAUGCGGAGAAAGGAUUCCGCCAUCCAGCAGCAAGUGGCCAAUCUGCAGAUGAAGAUUGUUCAAGAGGACCGGGCUGUGGAGAGCCGUUCCAUCGACCUGCUGACCGACUGGGAGAAGACCAAGCCUGUUGCUGGUAAUCUGCGUCCAGAAGACGCCCUCCAGGCGCUCAUGAUUUACGAAGGAAAGUUUGGCAGGCUGAAAGAUGACCGGGAGAAAUGCGCCAAAGCCAAGGAAGCCUUGGAGCUGACCGAUACCGGACUUCUCAGUGGCAGUGAAGAACGCGUUCAGGUGGCGUUGGAAGAAUUACAAGAUCUGAAGGGUGUUUGGUCUGAGCUGUCCAAAGUGUGGGAGCAGAUUGACCAGAUGAAGGAGCAGCCGUGGGUGUCGGUUCAACCACGCAAGUUACGUCAAAGCCUGGACGGGCUGCUGAACCAAUUGAAGAACUUCCCUGCCCGACUGAGACAAUAUGCAUCCUACGAAUUCGUCCAAAGGCUGCUGAAGGGUUACAUGAAGGUGAACAUGCUGGUGAUCGAGCUGAAGUCCGAAGCCUUGAAGGAUCGACAUUGGAAGCAGCUGAUGAAGAGACUGCAUGUGAAUUGGGUGGUGUCUGAACUCACUCUGGGGCAGAUCUGGGAUGUCGACUUGCAAAGGAAUGAGGCCGUUGUCAAAGAUGUCUUGUUGGUCGCCCAAGGAGAAAUGGCUUUGGAGGAGUUCUUGAAGCAGAUCCGUGAAGUUUGGAACGCCUAUGAACUGGAUCUGGUCAACUAUCAGAAUAAAUGUCGCUUGAUCCGUGGCUGGGACGACCUUUUCAACAAAGUCAAGGAGCACAUCAACAGCGUUUCGGCCAUGAAGCUCUCGCCGUACUACAAGGUGUUUGAAGAAGAUGCUCUGAGCUGGGAAGACAAGCUGAACAGAAUCUUGGCUUUGUUCGAUAUUUGGAUCGACGUGCAGAGGCGCUGGGUGUACCUGGAAGGAAUCUUUACCGGCAGCGCAGAUAUCAAACACCUUCUUCCUGUGGAAACUCAGCGAUUCCAGAGUAUCAGCACAGAGUUCUUGUCCCUCAUGAAGAAGGUCACCAAAUCGCCCCUGGUCAUGGAUGUCCUGAACAUUCAGGGAGUGCAGAGAUCUUUGGAAAGGUUGGCCGACUUGCUGGGAAAGAUCCAGAAGGCACUGGGAGAGUAUCUGGAGAGGGAGAGGUCCUCAUUCCCCCGGUUCUACUUUGUUGGAGAUGAGGAUCUCCUUGAAAUUAUUGGCAACAGCAAGAACGUUCCCAAGCUGCAAAAACAUUUCAAGAAGAUGUUUGCCGGAGUCUCCAGUAUCAUCCUGAAUGAGGAUAGCUCCAUCGUUCUUGGGAUCUCUUCCAGGGAAGGAGAGGAGGUGAUGUUCAAGACUCCGGUGUCCAUCACCGAACACCCGAAGAUCAACGAAUGGCUCACACUGGUGGAGAAAGAGAUGAGGGUCACUUUGGCCAAACUGUUGGCAGAAUCUGUGACAGAAGUGGAGAUAUUUGGGAAGUCCACAGCCAUAGACUCCGCCACCUACAUCGAAUGGAUCGACAAGUACCAGGCUCAGCUGGUGGUCCUGUCGGCUCAGAUUGCCUGGUCCGAGAACGUGGAGUCCGCUCUCAACAGCAUGUCCAAUGACGGAGGGAGUGACUUGGGCCCCAUGCAGGGUGUCCUGACCAACGUGAAGGCUACACUGACAGUCUUGGCGGAUUCUGUGUUGAUGGAACAGCCACCCUUGCGCAGAAGAAAGCUUGAGCACCUGAUCACAGAACUGGUGCACCAGAGGGACGUCACCAGAUCUCUGAUGAAGCACAAGGUGGACAACCCCAAGUCCUUUGAUUGGCUGAGCCAGAUGCGUUUUUACUUCGACCCGAAGCAGACCGACGUCCUCCAGCAGCUUUCUAUUCAGAUGGCAAACGCCAAGUUCAAUUACGGGUUUGAAUACCUGGGAGUGCAGGACAAACUGGUCCAGACUCCGCUGACGGAUCGCUGCUACCUGACCAUGACCCAGGCUCUGGAGGCCAGGCUUGGGGGGUCUCCCUUUGGUCCUGCCGGUACUGGAAAAACCGAGUCAGUCAAGGCCCUCGGACACCAGCUUGGGCGCUUCGUGCUUGUAUUCAACUGCGAUGAAACCUUCGACUUCCAGGCAAUGGGCCGGAUCUUUGUUGGCUUGUGCCAGGUCGGAGCAUGGGGCUGCUUUGAUGAAUUCAACAGAUUGGAGGAACGCAUGCUGUCCGCUGUUUCACAGCAAGUGCAAUGCAUCCAGGAGGCCCUAAAAGAGCACGCCAAUCCAAACCGAGACAGGAGUCUCACGGUCACAUGUGAACUGCUGAGCAAGCAAGUGAAGGUCAGCCCUGACAUGGCGAUCUUCAUCACCAUGAACCCCGGAUACGCCGGAAGAUCCAACCUCCCCGACAACUUGAAAAAGUUAUUCCGCAGCUUGGCCAUGACCAAACCUGACCGCCAGCUGAUCGCUCAGGUCAUGUUGUACUCUCAAGGCUUCCGCACAGCAGAAGUGCUCGCCAACAAGAUUGUACCUUUCUUCAAGUUGUGUGAUGAACAGCUGUCUUCUCAGAGCCACUACGACUUUGGGCUGCGAGCUUUGAAGAGCGUCUUGGUGAGCGCCGGCAACGUCAAGAGAGAGCGCAUUCAGAAGAUCAAAAAGGAGAAGGAGGAACGCGGAGAGGCCGCCGUUGAAGGAGAAGUUGCGGAACAUUUGCCUGAGCAAGAGAUUCUGAUUCAGAGUGUCUGUGAGACCAUGGUGCCCAAGCUUGUGGCAGAAGACAUCCCGCUUCUGUUUUCGCUUCUUUCCGAUGUCUUCCCCGGUAUCCCAUACCACCGCGGGGAAAUGACCGCGCUUCGGGAAGAGCUGAAGAAAGUCUGCCAGGAGAUGUACAUGACCUACGGGGAUGGAGAAGACGUGGGCAGCAUGUGGGUGGAGAAGGUUCUUCAACUCUACCAAAUUACUCAAAUCAACCACGGCCUGAUGAUGGUCGGCCCCUCCGGCAGCGGCAAGAGUAUGGCCUGGAGGGUGUUGCUGAAAGCCUUGGAACGAUUGGAAGGCGUAGAGGGAGUUGCUCACAUCAUCGAUCCCAAAGCAAUCAGCAAGGACCAUCUGUACGGCACCUUGGACCCUAACACCAGAGAAUGGACUGAUGGGCUGUUCACCCACGUUCUCAGAAAGAUCAUCGACAAUGUGCGAGGAGAGCUUCAGAAGCGCCAGUGGAUCAUCUUUGAUGGCGAUGUGGAUCCCGAGUGGGUUGAGAAUCUGAAUUCUGUCCUGGAUGACAACAAACUUCUCACUCUUCCCAAUGGAGAGCGUCUCAGCCUGCCACCCAAUGUUCGGAUCAUGUUUGAAGUCCAGGACCUGAAGUACGCGACUUUGGCCACCGUGUCCAGAUGCGGCAUGGUCUGGUUCAGUGAGGACGUCCUGAGCACCGACAUGAUUUUCAACCAUUUCCUGGCCCGCAUGCGCAGUAUUCCGCUGGAUGAGGGAGAGGACGAGGCUUCCCGCAGAAGGAAGGGCAUGGAGGACGAAGGGGAAGAAUCCGCUUCACCAAUGCUACAGAUCCAACGUGAUGCCUCAACGGUACUGCAGCCGUAUUUUACAUCCAACGGGUUGGUGAUCAAAGCUCUGGAGCACGCCUUCAAGCUUGAGCACAUCAUGGACCUGACUCGUCUUCGCUGCUUGGGCUCCCUCUUCUCCAUGCUGCACCAGGCCUGCCGCAACAUCGCCCAGUACAACGCCAACCACCCGGACUUCCCCAUGCCCGUGGAUCAACUGGAACGCUACAUACAGCGUUACUUGAUUUACGCCGUGCUGUGGUCGUUCUCCGGGGACGGACGUCUUAAGAUGAGGGCGGAGCUUGGAGAAUACAUCAGACGGAUUACUACCAUCCCACUCCCGAUGGCGCCCAACAUACCGAUCAUUGACUAUGAGGUUUCCAUCAGCGGAGAAUGGCAGCCGUGGCAAACGAAGGUGCCACAGAUUGAGGUUGAGACUCACAAAGUUGCUGCGCCAGAUGUGGUUGUGCCCACCCUGGACACCGUGCGCCACGAAGCCCUCCUGUAUACCUGGCUGGCAGAACACAAACCUCUGGUGCUGUGCGGUCCUCCCGGCUCUGGCAAAACCAUGACCCUGUUCAGCGCUCUCAGAGCUCUGCCUGAUAUGGAGGUUGUCGGCUUGAACUUCUCCAGCGCCACCACUCCAGAGCUGCUGCUGAAGACCUUCGAUCAUUACUGCGAGUACCGGCGGACACCGAAUGGCGUGGUCCUGUCACCUGUCCAGCUUGGAAAGUGGCUGGUGCUGUUCUGCGAUGAAAUCAACUUGCCAGACAUGGACAAAUACGGCACCCAGAGAGUCAUCUCCUUCAUCAGACAGAUGGUGGAACAUGGUGGGUUCUACAGGACCUCAGAUCAGACUUGGGUGAAGCUGGAAAGGAUUCAGUUUGUUGGAGCGUGCAAUCCGCCAACAGACCCUGGAAGAAAGCCUCUGUCCCACAGGUUUUUGCGACAUGUCCCGGUGGUGUAUGUGGACUACCCCGGACCCGCCUCACUGACUCAGAUUUACGGAACAUUCAACCGCGCAAUGCUAAGGCUCAUUCCUACACUGCGCACCUACGCCGAGCCGCUGACUGCCGCCAUGGUGGAGUUCUACACUAUGUCCCAGGAGAGAUUUACCCAGGAUACUCAGCCACAUUACAUCUACUCCCCCCGUGAGAUGACGCGAUGGGUGAGGGGCAUAUUUGAAGCCUUGAGGCCACUGGAAACCCUACCUGUUGAAGGGUUAAUCCGAAUUUGGGCCCAUGAAGCACUUCGUCUCUUCCAGGACAGGCUUGUUGAAGAUGAGGAGAGACGCUGGACAGAUGAGAACAUCGACAUUGUGGCCCUGAAACAUUUCCCGAAUGUUGAGAAAGAAAAGGCUCUGAGCCGACCAAUCCUCUACAGCAACUGGCUGUCCAAGGAUUACAUUCCAGUGGACCAAGAAGAGCUGAGAGAUUACGUCAAAGCUCGUCUGAAAGUCUUCUAUGAGGAAGAGCUGGAUGUUCCUCUUGUGCUGUUUAAUGAAGUAUUGGAUCACGUCCUGAGAAUUGACAGAAUCUUCCGACAGCCACAAGGUCAUUUGCUUCUGAUUGGUGUGAGUGGCGCCGGGAAGACCACGCUUUCGCGUUUCGUUGCGUGGAUGAAUGGCCUUAGCGUUUACCAGAUCAAGGUGCACAGGAAGUACACAGGUGAUGACUUUGAUGAAGAUCUAAGAACUGUACUGAGGCGCUCCGGCUGCAAAAAUGAAAAGAUUGCGUUCAUCAUGGAUGAGUCCAAUGUGCUGGACUCCGGAUUCCUUGAGAGAAUGAACACUUUACUGGCCAAUGGAGAGGUUCCCGGCUUGUUUGAGGGCGACGAGUUUUCCACACUCAUGACACAAUGCAAGGAAGGGGCUCAGAAAGAAGGAUUGAUGUUGGAUUCCCAUGAAGAGCUCUACAAAUGGUUCGCCAGCCAAGUCAUCCGAAAUCUCCACGUGGUCUUCACCAUGAACCCCUCUUCAGAAGGGCUGAAGGACCGAGCCGCCACCUCCCCCGCUCUGUUCAACAGAUGUGUGCUGAACUGGUUUGGUGACUGGUCAACAGAAGCCCUCUAUCAAGUGGCCAAGGAGUUCACCAGCAAAAUGGAUCUGGAGAAGCCAAACUACAUUGUUCCAGACUACAUGCCUGCGGUCUAUGACAAGCUUCCCCAGACUCCUUCCCAUAGGGAGGCCAUUGUGAACGGAUGUGUGUUUGUCCAUCAAACUCUUCACCAGGCAAAUACUCGACUUGCUAAGCGAGGCGGCAGAACGAUGGCCAUCACACCGCGCCACUACCUGGACUUUAUAAAUCACUAUGCGGAUCUCUUCAAUGAGAAGAGGAGCGAGCUGGAGGAGCAGCAGAUGCAUCUGAAUGUCGGUCUGCGGAAGAUCAAGGAGACGGUGGAUCAGGUGGAGGAACUCCGCCGUGAUCUGCGCAUUAAGAGUCAGGAGCUGGAGGUGAAAAAUGCAGCGGCCAAUGACAAGCUGAAGAAAAUGGUGAAGGAUCAGCAGGAAGCGGAGAAGAAAAAGGUGAUGAGUCAGGAGAUCCAGGAACAGGUACAUAAGCAGCAAGCUGGUAUUGCUGAGAAGCAGAAGAGUGUAAAAGAGGAGCUGGACCAAGUGGAGCCGGCCGUCAUUGAGGCCCAGAAUGCUGUAAAAUCAAUCAAGAAGCAGCACCUGGUAGAGGUCCGUUCAAUGGCUAAUCCUCCAGCAGCAGUGAAGCUGGCAUUGGAGUCCAUCUGUCUGCUGCUGGGAGAAAGUACAACGGACUGGCGGCAAAUCCGUUCCAUCAUUAUGAGGGAAAACUUCAUCCCGACUAUUGUAAACUUUUCUGCUGAGGAGAUCAGUGACGCCAUUCGUGAGAAAAUGAAGAAGAAUUAUAUGUCCAAUCCCAGCUACAACUAUGAAAUUGUGAACAGAGCCUCCCUGGCUUGUGGGCCUAUGGUCAAAUGGGCGAUUGCUCAGCUGAACUACGCCGACAUGCUGAAGCGCGUGGAGCCCCUGAGGAACGAACUCCAAAAACUGGAGGACGAUGCCAACGACAACCAGGCAAAGGCCAAUGAAGUGGAGCAGAUGAUCCGAGACUUGGAGUCCAGCAUUGCCCGCUACAAGGAGGAGUACGCCGUCCUCAUUUCCGAAGCUCAGGCCAUCAAAGCCGAUUUGGCUGCUGUAGAAGCCAAGGUGAACCGUAGUACUGCACUCCUGAAAAGCUUGUCUGCGGAGAGCGAGAGGUGGGAGAAAACCAGCGAAACCUUCAAAAACCAGAUGUCCACCAUUGCUGGCGACUGUCUGCUCUCCGCGGCGUUUAUCGCCUACGCUGGAUACUUCGACCAGCAGAUGAGGCAGAACUUGUUCACCACCUGGUCUCAUCAUUUGCAGCAAGCCAACAUCCAGUUCCGCACAGAUAUUGCCAGAACAGAAUAUCUGUCCAAUGCAGAUGAAAGGCUUCGCUGGCAGGCCAGCUCCUUACCUGCGGAUGACCUGUGUACAGAGAACGCCAUCAUGCUGAAACGAUUCAACAGGUAUCCUCUGAUCAUCGACCCGUCGGGCCAGGCAACAGAGUUCAUCAUGAACGAAUACAAGGACCGCAAGAUCACCCGCACAAGCUUCCUGGAUGACGCCUUCAGAAAGAACUUGGAAAGCGCUCUGCGUUUUGGAAACCCGCUACUUGUCCAGGAUGUUGAAAGCUACGAUCCAAUCCUGAACCCCGUCCUGAACCGCGAGGUUCGUAGAACUGGUGGCAGAGUGUUGAUCACACUGGGAGAUCAGGACAUUGACUUGUCCCCAUCCUUUGUAAUAUUCCUCUCCACCAGAGACCCCACGGUGGAAUUCCCGCCAGAUCUUUGCUCCCGUGUGACAUUUGUCAACUUCACCGUGACUCGCAGCAGUCUGCAGAGCCAGUGUCUGAACGAGGUCCUGAAGGCAGAACGACCCGAUGUGGAUGAGAAGCGAUCGGAUCUCCUUAAACUUCAAGGUGAGUUCCAGCUCCGCCUGAGACAGCUGGAGAAAUCUCUUCUUCAGGCUCUCAACGAGGUGAAAGGUCGCAUACUGGACGAUGACACCAUCAUCACCACUCUGGAGAACCUGAAGAAGGAGGCGGCCGAGGUCACCCGCAAAGUGCAGGAGACGGACAUCAUCAUGAAGGAGGUGGAGACUGUGUCCCAGCAGUACCUACCCCUCUCCACCGCCUGCAGCAGCAUCUACUUCACCAUGGAAUCCCUCAAACAGAUCCACUUCCUGUACCAGUACUCCUUGCAAUUCUUCCUGGACAUCUACCACACUGUGCUCUAUGAGAACGCCAACCUCAAAGGUAUCACCGAUCACACUCAGCGUCUGUCUGUCAUCACCAAAGACCUCUUCCAGGUGGCCUUCAACAGGGUGGCCCGAGGAAUGUUGCAUCAGGACCACAUCACCUUUGCCAUGCUUCUGGCCAGGAUUAAGCUGAAGGGAACUAUUGGGGAGCCGACCUAUGAUCAGGAGUUCCAGCACUUCCUCAGGGGAAGAGAGAUCGUCCUCAGUUCCUCCUCUGUGCCAAAAGUCAGCGGGCUGACGGAGGAGCAGGUGGAAGGCAUGGUGAGACUCUCCAAUCUGCCGGCCUUCAGGGAUCUUCUAGCCAAGGUGGAAGCUGAUGAUCAAUUCUGCAUCUGGCUUGAGAGCAGCUCUCCGGAGCAGACGGUGCCGUACCUGUGGAGUGAAGAGAAGCCCGCUACACCUAUCGGUCAAGACGUCCACCGCUUGCUCCUCACCCAAGCCUUCCGUCCGGACCGCCUUCUGGCCAUGGCUCAUGUCUUUGUCGCCACCAUCCUGGGAGAAUCCUUCAUGUCGGUCAUUGAUCAGCCGUUGGAUUUGGCGUUUAUCGUGGAUACCGAGGUGAAGCCCAGCACUCCGGUACUGAUGUGCUCCGUUCCCGGCUAUGACGCCAGCGGUCGCGUGGAAGAUCUGGCGGCAGAACAGAACACCCAGAUCACAAAUAUAGCCAUUGGCUCUGCAGAAGGAUUCAGCCAAGCGGAGAAAGCCAUCAACACAGCUGUGAAGUCUGGAAGGUGGGUGGUGCUGAAGAACGUACAUCUGGCGCCGGGCUGGCUGAUGCAGCUGGAGAAGAAGCUCCACUCUCUACAACCACAUUCCUCCUUCCGACUAUUUCUGACCAUGGAGAUCAAUCCCAAGGUCCCCGUGAAUCUUCUGCGUGCCGGACGGAUCUUUGUGUUUGAGCCUCCUCCCGGUGUGAAGGCCAACAUGCUGAGAACCUUCAGCAGUAUUCCAGUUUCCAGGAUCUGUAAGGCUCCAAAUGAGCGCGCUCGCCUCUACUUCCUGUUGGCUUGGUUCCAUGCAAUCAUCCAGGAACGUCUGCGCUACGCUCCCCUGGGUUGGUCUAAGAAAUAUGAAUUUGGUGAAUCCGAUCUGAGAUCCGCCUGUGACACGGUGGAUACCUGGUUGGAUGACACGGCUAAAGGCCGCCAGAACAUUUCCCCCGAUAAGAUCCCGUGGUCCGCCCUGAAGACUCUGAUGGCGCAGUCUAUUUAUGGAGGCCGAAUCGACAACGAAUUCGAUCAGCGGCUGCUCAAUACCUUCUUGGACAGGCUCUUCACCACCUCGAGCUUUGAUGGCGACUUUAAGCUGGCCUCUAAGAUCGACGGCCACAAGGACAUCCAGAUGCCGGACGGUAUCAGACGUGACGAGUUUGUGCAGUGGGUUGAAUUGCUGCCCGACACGCAGACCCCGUCCUGGUUGGGAUUACCGAACAACGCAGAGAGGGUCCUCCUCACCACUCAGGGCAUUGAUAUGAUCAGUAAAAUGCUGAAAAUGCAAAUGCUGGAGGAUGAGGAUGACUUGGCGUACGCGGAGACGGAGAAGAAGCAGAGGAAGGACUCCACUUCUGACGGGCGCCCGGCCUGGAUGAGAACCUUGCACACCACCGCCUGCAACUGGCUCCAACUCAUUCCACAGUCCCUCAACCACCUCAAACGUACCGUGGAGAACAUCAAGGAUCCUCUGUUCAGGUUCUUUGAACGAGAAGUGAAGAUGGGCGCCAAAUUACUGCAGGAUGUGCGCCAGGAUCUCACUGACGUUGUCCAGGUCUGCGAAGGAAAGAAGAAGCAGACCAACUACCUGCGCACCCUGAUCAAUGAGCUGGUGAAAGGCAUCUUGCCCCGAAGUUGGUCUCGUUUUACCGUCCCGGUUGGGCUGACGGUCAUUCAGUGGGUGGCGGAUUUCAGUGACCGCAUUAAACAGCUUCAGAACAUUUCUCAGGCGGCUGCUGCCAUAGGAGCCAAGGAAUUAAAGAACCUCCACGUGUGGUUGGGUGGUCUGUUUGUCCCUGAAGCCUACAUCACUGCCACCAGGCAAUACGUGGCCCAGGCCAACAGCUGGUCGCUGGAGGAGCUCUGCCUGGAAGUCAGCGUGACCACUUCCCAGAAUGCCGUGAUGGAUGCUUACAGCUUCGGAGUGACCGGUCUCAAACUUCAAGGAGCGACCUGUACCAACAACAAGCUGUCCCUUUCUAACGCCAUCUCUACGGCGCUGGCUCUCACCCAACUCCGCUGGUCCCGACAGACCAACGCUGAGAAGAAGGCCAAUGUGGUGACUCUUCCGGUCUAUCUGAACUUCACUCGGGCCGAUUUGAUCUUUACGGUUGACCUCGAAAUUGCCACGAAGGAAGAUCCUCACAGCUUCUAUGAGCGCGGAGUGGCCAUCCUGAGCACAGAGUAGACGGCGGCCCUCAUUUCUCUGAUUCCUCGCUUUUUAUGUUCUGCAUACAAGAAAGAGAAGAAAGUUUUAUGUCAGGUGGAGGAAGGAAUAAGAUGAGGUGUAUAUAGAGCAGUGAUGGAGAACCCUGGCACCCCAGAUGUUUUGGAACUACAUUUCCCAU